This is a messenger RNA of Hyla sarda, 1823 nucleotides long. RefSeq names its product zinc finger protein OZF-like. The record is from RefSeq and is a predicted model, not a curated record. Gene Ontology annotation, molecular function: RNA polymerase II cis-regulatory region sequence-specific DNA binding; DNA-binding transcription factor activity, RNA polymerase II-specific. Lineage: Eukaryota; Metazoa; Chordata; Amphibia; Anura; Hylidae. Gene Ontology annotation, cellular component: nucleus. Gene Ontology annotation, biological process: regulation of transcription by RNA polymerase II. Bases 25 to 1785 code for a protein of 586 amino acids. The transcript is spliced from 5 exons.
UGGGACGUGUAGUGGUUUCAGUUGAUGAGGCGUUUCCUGUACACUGCGAUUAUUCGUUACACUGGGUUACUGACUGCCAGUGUGUGUGCCAUUGAGCAUGCCCUGACUGCUGACACACAAUUGUUCCUGGAGGAGGCAUUUGAUCAUGAAGUGCACAUACGAUGUGAAGAACGUUCCUCGGAGCAGACCUUGUACUCAGGGGACCUUGAAGAAUCAGUGAGAGAGGAGAAGUCCAGCGGUUCCCUGACCAAACAGAUGCUAAAUCUCACCCUCAAGAUCAUCUACCUGCUGACUGGAGAGGAUUAUGCCCCACUGAACAAUGGCAAACAAGUAACCCAGAGCAGCAGUCCACAAACAAGAGACAGAUCAGUCAGCACCCUCACCCAUAUCUCUGAACCAUCAUUUCUAUCACUGAUGCAUGAGAGAAGGAAUGAUGAGAAGAUCCUGGAACUUAUUAACAAGAUCCUUCAUCUGCUGACUGGAGAGGUAUGGAAACUACCAGAAAGAUGCCCACAACGCUGUGAAAUGAUCCAACCUGAAUGGUCAUCGGAUUGCAUAGAGAACACAAAUACCCAGGAAGAAUUGGCCAAUACUGAAAGCUCCCCACAUUUUACAACAGAUAUUGAAGAAUGCAUGAUAGAGAUUUCACCAAGGAGGAGAAACAACUUGAUGGAAAAAGACCAUACAACGAAAUUCACUCAGACAGGAUGCACUUCUAUUGACAUGGCAGAAAAAUACAGCUUGUCGGAGGGGGUAAGAACAGUCUACAGUAAGGCCACACAGACUGAAUGCACAUCUACCUGCAUCCUGGAUUCUAGUACAGAGAGUACUACUCUGAAAAAACAAGCUUCAAGCAAUAAGGUCAGAGCUGAUACUAAAAGCCAUGAUAAAAAGCUGGUUGUCACCAUUGUGCCUUCAUAUCAGUGCUCCAUGUGCUCUGGGACAUUUUCUAGUGACUUGGAGCUUCUUCAGCAUCAGAUAGAGCACAAGGAGCAGGAUAUGGAGUGCACGGUGUGUGGAAAACAAUUUUCUUGUAGAUCACACCUUGCAAGGCAUCAAAAGAUCCACACCGGGGAGAAGAUGUUCCUGUGUUCAGAGUGCGGCAAAUGUUUUACCUUAAAAUCUGCCCUCAUGAGGCACCAAAUGAUCCACACCGGAGAGCGGCCAUUUGCCUGUUCUGUUUGUGGGAAGAGUUUUAAUCAGCGGUCCCACUAUGUACGCCACCAGCUGAGCCAUUCUGGAAAGAAGCCGUUUUCUUGUUCUGAAUGUGGGAAGAGGUUCAUUCAGAAAUCGGAUCUUGUGAAGCAUCAGAGGGCACAUAAAGACAAAAGUCUUUCUUGUCCUGUAUGCGGGAAACAAUUUUGCUCGAAAAUGUUCCUGGUCAAACAUCGCAAUAGUCACUCUGACAUGAACAAGGCUGUGUGCCCCGAUUGUGGCAAGUGCUUUACCCAGAAAUCUGCUCUUGUUGUGCACCAGAGAAUACACACUGGGGAGAAACCUUUCUCCUGCUUGGACUGCGGCAAAGUUUUCAACCGGAAUUCUCUUCUUAUGAGACAUCAAAGGGUUCACACUGGAGAAAAACCCUUCUCAUGUAUUUACUGUGGGAAAAGCUUCACACGAACCACAAACCUUAUAAUACAUCAGAGGACGCACACAGGGGAAAGACCAUUCUCCUGCACAGUGUGUCACAAAAUAUUCAGUAGUAAUGCAACUCUUAUUAAACAUCAGAAGAUCCACAUGGUUGAUAAAGAUGUUCUGAGACUUGGGGACAUGGGACAAAAAUAAAGAACUGAUUUUCUUCUCUCUUUGAGCACUGUCUUUAG